AUGGAAGCUGGAAAGUGGAGUGAGAAGGAGAGAGAUGUAAUUCCAAGGUCCCACAAAAUGAACGAAGAAAGAAGAAGGAGACGUUCUCGUCUGGACCCAACGGCAAGGUACACGACAUUUUGCAAUCUUCUAAGAACGAAACAGAUCAGCUGCCAGCCAAUGCCCCUGUGGUGGAUGGCUGGAAUGUUGACCAUAGACGCCAUGUCAGGAGGGAGGCCAGAGGCAUUACCAACCAAACACAGCCUUGAAUGA
Messenger RNA from Dovyalis caffra, 252 nucleotides. The record is from the annotation of a GenBank genome assembly. NCBI's taxonomy places the organism in Eukaryota, Viridiplantae, Streptophyta, Magnoliopsida, Malpighiales, Salicaceae.